CAGGCAGUAACAUCUUUGAUGUUAUUUUUCAUCUGACGCACUCCGACACUGACCGGGAACUCCACAAGGAGUUCAGCAGUGAGGAUGAUGUUUCACUGAAUGACGUCAUGGACAUGAAGUUAACCCCACCAGUGGAGCCCCUGGGGCAGAUCCUGUCCUCAUGGAAGCUGGUCAACAGGAUCUUCAGGGGGAAGGUCCACUAUUUUGGGAAGGAGCUCAUCUGCAAGGUGUAUCAGAUGCUUCUGGACAGCGGUAUGGGCAGGAGGCCAAUGGCCCGCCAGAGCAGGUCCGAGCCCAUCCUGAAAGACCUGGCUACCAACCGUAGGCUCUCUGAUGAAUUCUUCACAGACGUGCUGUACAUGUUCGUCCAACGUGCCAUUAAGAAUCUGCUGGAGAACUUCUUGGGUCUGCCGACCACCCCACCGGGUAGAGACAUUAUGUGGAAUGACAACUUCAACUGGCUGUAUAGGGACGGCUGGGGGGAGACCCCCACAUCCAGCGAGGACGAGUUGUGGGACAGCGACUUCACCUGGUCACGUGACCUUGGAGAGGAGGAGGGGGCAGAGUCCCGUGGGAGGUGGGCCGCUCUGUUGGAGAAGGGCAGAUUCCAGACCCUCCAGUCCUCCGGCUCCCUCUCCCUCUCCGAUGACAACAAGGAGGCACUAGGGGCCGUCUGCCAGGUCCUGACCACCAGGGUGGGAGACAUCCUGAACAGUACCUGCAACGACGAUUACAAGGCCAGGCUCAUUAUCCAGAAAGGAUUGGAUUCCGGUGCCAGGGAAAGGUUCCCUGACUCUCAAUGUCCCUCUUCACCCGAAGAAGAGGAGGUAGUUGUGAGUGCCAUGACUGUCUCAUACCCUAAACCCUCCACCUCAACCCAGGCAGCAUGGGCAGCUCCUGCCCAGACUCUGGACGGUUUUCUGCCCAGACCCUGCCUGGAUGAAAAAUAGGUAGUCCUCAGCACCUCCAUGAAGGAC
Messenger RNA from Salvelinus sp. IW2-2015, 977 nucleotides. RefSeq lists its product as uncharacterized. Lineage: Eukaryota; Metazoa; Chordata; Actinopteri; Salmoniformes; Salmonidae. The record is from RefSeq and is a predicted model, not a curated record.